Messenger RNA from Cuculus canorus (common cuckoo), 1336 nucleotides. RefSeq names its product solute carrier family 16 member 13 (gene SLC16A13). NCBI's taxonomy places the organism in Eukaryota, Metazoa, Chordata, Aves, Cuculiformes, Cuculidae. The record is from RefSeq and is a predicted model, not a curated record. Gene Ontology annotation, biological process: transmembrane transport; monocarboxylic acid transport. Gene Ontology annotation, molecular function: monocarboxylic acid transmembrane transporter activity. The transcript is spliced from 5 exons. Bases 1 to 1317 code for a protein of 438 amino acids.
AUGGCGGGGGGGGCUGGGGGGGGGCAGUCCGCCCCCGCCCCCCGCCGCCCCCCGCCCGGGUCCUCCGGCCGCGGGGCGGCGCUGUUGGUGGCGGCGUUCUCGCAGGCGGCGCUGGUGACGGGCGGUCCGCGCGCGCUCGCGCUGCUGCUGCGGCCGCUCGGGGGCGCGCUCGGGGCGGGGGGGGCGGCGGCGGCCGCGGCGGGAGCGGCGCCGCUCGCAGCGCUGCAGCUGGGGGGGCCCCUGGGCAGUGCCCUGAGCUCCCGCUUUGGCGCCCGCCCGGUGGCCAUGGCCGGGGGUCUCCUCUCGGGCCUGGGGCUCCUCCUGGGGGCCUUCGCUAGCCACAUGGGCCACCUCUACCUCAGCGUGGGGCUGCUGGCCGGCCUGGGUUGGGCGUUGGUCUUUACGCCCUCGCUGGCGGCCGUCGGGCGCCAUUUUGCCGCGCGCCGCGCGUGGGCCACGGGGCUGGCGGUGUCGGGCGCCAGCGUCUCGGGGUUGGCCACGGGGACGCUGGUGCCGCUCCUCCUCGACGCCUACGGCUGGCGGGGGGCCCUCCUCCUCUUGGCCGCCAUCUCCUUCAACCUGGUGGCCGCCGGCGCUCUUCUCCCACCGCUGCCGAAGCCUCCGGAGAACGCGGAGCCCCCGCCGGAGCCCCCGGGGCUGCUGGGGCUCCUCCGCCGCGGCCCUUUCCUCCGCUACGCCGUGGCCUUCGUCUUGGUGGACGCCGGCUACUACGUCCCCUUCGUCCACGGCGAGGUCCGUGCCCACGAGGUGGGCUGUGACGACCACCGAGCCGGGCUGGUGAUGGCGGCCAUGGCGGCGGCGGACGGCAGCGGCCGCGUGGCCUCGGGCUGGUUGGCCGCCCGCUCCAAGGCGCCGUUGCUCCGCCAUCUUUUCACCUGGGUGGCGUUGACGGCGUCGGUGUCGCUUCUUCUGCCUUUGGGGACCUCUUGUUGGGGGCUCUUCCCGUUGGCCGCGGCCUACGGGUUCUGCGCCGGCGCCGUGGUGCCUCUCCAGUUCGCCGGCGUGGCCGAAGUCAGCGGCGUCGGGCGUUUGGGCCACGCCAUCGGCCUCAUGCAGGCGUUCGAGAGCGUUGGGUCGCUGCUGGGGCCACCGGUGGCCGGUUGGCUCCAUGACACAACCGGAGAUUUCACUGUCUCCUUCCUCACCGCCGGAGCCUUCCUGGUGGCCGGGAGCCUCCUCAUCCUCACCCUCCCCGGCUGCCUCUGCCCCGGCGGCAACGGGGGAGACCCCACCGCCCCCACCGAUGGUCCUCAGCUCCCCCUGCGCCCCCCGGAGCCGCUCCAGAACCCACAGUAAACCUUCUCCGCCCCAUGGA